AUGGAAGCGGAGAACAAAGAGCCGGAAGGUGGCAGCUCCUCCACCCCCGAUGUGUUACCUCCACAAAACAAAGGUGACACUCUGACUCAUCACACCUUCUCUCACAGCACUGUUAUCCCCAGUCGGAUUUUUGUCGGGGGAAUUGACUCCAAGAUUAAUGAAAGCGACCUACGACAAGCUUUCUCCAAACAUGGUGCCAUAAAAGAAGUGAAGAUUGUGAACGAUUGUUCUGGGGUAUCAAAGGGAUACGGCUUUGUUACAUUUGAGAACAAAAGUGAUGCACAGAAAAUCCUUCAUGAUGUUAAUGGAAUCACUGUCAAAAACAAGUGGCUCAUCAUUGCACGGGCUGUCCGCAAGCAGCAAGCUUCAGGACGAAGUAGGAGUGCCCAUGGGAGCAUCCCCAACUCUGCCGGGCCUCUGCCGAUGUCCUGUGGGACCCUGUACCUGAACACGUCGACAGGCUAUCCCUACACCUACCACAACGGAGUGGCCUACUUCCACCGCCCCAGCAUGGACCCUCUUGCCUACCACUGGCCUCAGCCUCCAGUGAUGCUCCAGCAGUCCUAUCAGCCUGUGUUCCAGCAACCAGCCUAUAACCACCAUCAGUAUGCCCUAAACCAGUAUCAGUGGAACGUCUUCCAAUCGCAGAUGCCCUCCAGUCCAGUCCUUUACUCCCAGCAGUCAGAAUAUCUCCAGCAGCCUGCUGAUGUCCAGGCUCCUCUGCUGGUCAGUGACACCACACCUCAGUUUGUCAAGCCCCCGGUGCAGCAGGUUUACCCACUACAUCCUCAGACAACUGAUGGAUUGAUACCAGUUCUUCUGCAACAUAACCAUGGAAAGAAUCGGAGGUUUCCACACUUGAGAGUCCAUCAGACGCCAAAGUACCGCAAAUACAUCCACCACAAGGACUACAGACACCUGCCAGAAGCAACAGAGCCACCAGAUGCCUCCACGCUUUACUCUCAACAACUGCUCAAAUAGGCUGGACCAAUGGACUGCUUCUCAAGGGAAGAAACACACACACACACACACACACACACACACACACACACACAGUAACAAAUUACGGAUACAUGGGUUUUCAGUGAGAAAUUUACUGUAGUAUUUGUGAUAACAAGAUAACUGCAAUGACGACACAACGUACCUUAAAAUCUGAAAAUUCAGAUGCA
Plectropomus leopardus (leopard coralgrouper) is the source of this 1169-nucleotide messenger RNA. RefSeq names its product protein boule-like. Gene Ontology annotation, biological process: 3'-UTR-mediated mRNA stabilization; positive regulation of translational initiation. Gene Ontology annotation, cellular component: cytoplasm. Gene Ontology annotation, molecular function: mRNA 3'-UTR binding; translation activator activity. The record is from RefSeq and is a predicted model, not a curated record. Lineage: Eukaryota; Metazoa; Chordata; Actinopteri; Perciformes; Serranidae.